Penaeus vannamei (Pacific white shrimp) is the source of this 523-nucleotide messenger RNA. The record is from RefSeq and is a predicted model, not a curated record. NCBI's taxonomy places the organism in Eukaryota, Metazoa, Arthropoda, Malacostraca, Decapoda, Penaeidae.
GGGUUACCCACUCAGUGUCCUCUAGGUCUCGUGAGGGUCUGGUUGUAGCAUCUUGAGCCGCGGAAUUUGUAGCUCCAGUAGUGUUGUGUGCUGGGGGACAGAUAGCCCCGGGAGUGCCAAGGGAGACCAGUGGGUGAGCGGAAGGCUGUGCAUACUCACCAUGGGCUCACAGGGAUGGACUUCGCUCCUUCUGCUACUGGCAACAGCGGCGGUCAUGGCGGGAGCAACCAAAGUGGAAUACGCAGUGGAAUGCUCCGCCGAUGCCAUGGUGGUCCGCGUGCCCUCGGCGGGGGUGGCCUCCGUCGAGCUGGACAAGUGGGGGGAGCUGCCCGGCUGCGCCCCCGUCCUCGAAGACGCCCACUGGACGCUCACGCUGCCCCUCGACGACGCCCUGCCCUGCGGAACCACCAGGGUCAGGAACAAGAUCACGGUAAGGUCAGCCCUCGAUGCUCCUGUGGUGGGCGUGGCGAAGGACCUCCUCGAAGGCCUCGAGCAGGACCUCCAGGGCUCUCCUUCCGCCUAG